Molecule: messenger RNA, 1012 nt
Organism: Rubroshorea leprosula
Lineage: Eukaryota; Viridiplantae; Streptophyta; Magnoliopsida; Malvales; Dipterocarpaceae
Source: the annotation of a GenBank genome assembly
UUGCAUUCAUAUUCCAUAUAUGCCCAUAUACCAAAACAGGCAAAAUUUAAAAUGCCUCUCCACACCGGCAUUGAUAUUAGAGAGUGCGCGGAUUACUCUUGAUUAAUUACUCAUGGCCAUGGCGGCAACUGGAGUUUGCGCAUAUGCCACCGGUUACUCGCCGGUGUCCCGCCGGAAGCUGGAGAUGACAUCAUUUAGACCAAUAUUAAUGAAGCAAAGCCGGACUCGGGCAUUCGCUGUAUCCACGUUGUCGGAGCAGGCAUCAACGGUAACUAAACCCAAGUCAACAACGUCAACGCUUCCUCAGAACAGUGGAAAAUUUCAGCAACAAGAAGCGACGAAAAAUGUUUUUGCCAAUAUGGACGAAUUACCGGAGGAAGACGCUCAAGGAUUUCUUUGAGGCCUGCAAAGAGUUUAUCGGAUCAGACGGCGGUCCGCCUCGCUGGUUCUCUCCUCAGGAGUGCGGCUGCAGGGUACCCGAUUCUCCCCUGCUUAUCUUUUUUUUCCUCUGAUUUGAUGGCACCGGACUUGGGCUUCUAAUGCAUUACCGGAAAUUAGGAAAGUAAUCAAAGAUUCUAGCUUAUAAUUUAAUCUAAUUUUAGGAUAUUGUUUUAAUUUUGACUUCACACUUGCUGAGCUAAUUAAUUCUGUGCUUACUAAUGUUGUUCUUAAAUGAAAGGAAGGAUCUUUGACAUUUAGUGCUUGCAUAUUCCAGUCGAGGACAGAACAUCUUUUACAGGCCUUGAAAGCACAAUUAGGUGAGAGCACUCCAGGUCACCAAAUAGACCAAUAUAUCUUGUUGGGGAAUCCCAUGGAGGAUGCUUUGCCUUAGCUGUUACAAACCGUAACCCUGAUAUUGAUCUCCUACUUAUCUUGUCUAACCCAGGCAACGACUAGAAUUGUUGUAAUCUUUACAAACAGCAUUCCUUGAUGUCGUAAUUAUAUUUUUGCAAUAUUAACAAGAGUGCUAUUAUAAUUUCCUUCCUAAAAGGUAUAAAUGGUGUACGAAAAC